CGGUCCGUCCGCCCGGCCCCCCGUCCCUCGCUCCAUCCCUGCGUCCAUCCCUCCCCGCCCGCUCCGUUUUCUCGCUGUCCGCGGGCUCGGGCCCCCCACGCCGCUGCCACCCUGAAGUUUCUGGCGGUGCUGCUGGCGGCGGGCAUGCUGGCUUUCCUGGGGGCCAUCAUCUGCAUCAUCGCCAGCGUCCACCCGGCCGGCACCGCCGCUCCCGCAGCCGCCGCCGCCGACAAUGACUCGGCCGCCGCCGCUCUCCUGCCCGCUGCCGACAAGGGGCUGGGAGCGCUGCACGGCCCCGCCGAGGCUCUGGCCAGCGCCGGGCCGCGCCUACCCGGGGGGCCGCCGCCGCCGCCGCUCUUCAGCCGCUUCGUCUGCACGCCGCUGAGCGCCGAGUGCCCGGCCACGGGCCCCGGCCCCGGCCCCGGCCCCGAGGAGCUGCUGGCGCUGCGGAGCGCGGCGGCCCAGCUGCGCCGCACGGCGCUGGAGCAGAAGGAGCGGAUCCGCAUGGACCAGGAGACCAUCCGGGAGCUCACCGGGAAGCUCAGCCGCUGCGAGGGCGGCCUGCGAGCCCCCCCCGCCGGAGCCGCCGCCGUUCCCCCCGCCGCCGGGCUCCGCGCCGCCCCGCGCCCUGGCACCAUGGGCCACCCCCCCGCUGAGCCGCCCGCCGUACGGGAGCUGGAGGAGGCCGUCCGAGCCCUCCAGGACCGCAUCGACCGGAUAGAGCAGGAGCUGCCAGCCCGCACCAACGGCUCAGCACCCACUGCCCCGGCGCUCGCCCGCGAUGCCCUCCACACCAAGAUGGAGCAGCUGGAGGAGCAGCUCCUCUCCAAGAUCCUGACCCUGCAGAAGGAGCGCCAGGCUGCCAACACAGACCGCAACCAGCACCAGCACAACAUUGAGAAGGAGCUGAGCUCCCUCCAGAACAGGGUGACGGAGCUGGAGCAUGGACCACAGGGCUACAGUCCUCCUGAUGCCUUCAAGGUGACCAUCCCAGUGCAGAACAACUACAUGUACGCCCGCAUGAAUAAGAGCCUGCCGGAGCUCUAUGCCUUCACCAUCUGCAUGUGGCUGAAGUCCAAAGCCCUGGGGGGGCUUGGUACCCCUUUCUCCUACUCAGUCCCAAGCCAGCCCAAUGAGAUUGUGCUGCUGGAGUGGGGCAGCAACCCCCUGGAGCUGCUCAUCAAUGACAAGGUUGCCCAGCUGCCCCUGAGCCUGAAGGACAAGGCCUGGCAUCACAUCUGUGUGGCAUGGACCACCCGGGACGGCAAGUGGUCAGCAUACCAGGACGGCGAGCAGCGGGGCGCUGGUGAGAACCUGGCCUCCUGGCAUGCCAUUAAGCCUCAGGGCGUCAUCAUCCUGGGCCAGGAGCAGGACACGCUGGGCGGACGCUUCGAUGCCACGCAGGCCUUCGUGGGGGAGCUGGCGCAGUUCAGCGUGUGGGACCACAUGCUGGCACCGGCGGAGAUCCUGGCCUUGGCCAACUGCACCUCCCGCCUCCAGGGCAACGUGAUCCAGUGGGAUGACCAGGCAGUGGAGGUCUUCGGGGGUGCCAGCAAGGGCAGCUUUGCUGCCUGUGAGGAAGGGAGGAAGGCAUGAGCGGUCCCUCGCCCCCUCCCCAGUGCCAAGGAGCCCUCUGGCAGCCCCAGUGCAGGGAGCCCCUUUCUCCCCUCCCAGACCACCAAGCCCCUCGUGCUGGCAUCCUGGGAGGGAGAGGGGCUCCUGGCGGCCUCCCUCUUGACCCCACACUGAUGGUGUGGCUUGUCUGCCCUCCUAGCACGCCUGCCUCUGGGUCUCACCUCGCCCCGCUUCUGUUUUGGGAGGACCUCGCCAUACCCACAGGUAUCUCUGGUAUGGUGAGGGUCCCUGCCUUGUCAGCCCCCCCAGAAGGGAGGAGGAAGGAGACUUCCAUCCAUCCAGAGCAUGGUCCGGCCUCGGCGGGGUGCCAAGCGUGCGGGCACCCCACAGAGCACAUCCCCUUUCCUUAUUUAUUGAUAGUGCCGCACUCUCUUUGUUACUGUGAGCCUGUACUCUGAAUGAGCCCAAAGGCUUGGCUGCGAGGAUCUUCCCCUCCGGCCCCAUCCCUCUUCUCCUGCUGCCCUGGUUUGUCAAGCGUGGCCCUGGGGAGGAUGAGGGAGGAUUGGCAGGGCAACGCUCCCCCCAGUGCACGAGGAGUACUCCUGCCUCUGCUUGCCUGUUCAGGCAGGGUUGUCUGAGGGGCAUCAGGCUUUUGAGGCAGGAAGAAGCAGAAUGGCCAACCCCUUCAAGAUGGGGGAUCAGUUGGUCACCAAGGGAUUGGGGGAAAGGGGCAAAGCAUCUUCCCCAGCCCUGGCCAAGGGGGAAGGAGUGCAGCAACUGCCAUUGAAGGGAGCAGAAGCAAGAAGAAAAGGAGAUGGAGGGUGGUGGCGGCUGGGGGAACCCUGCCGUCUGUCCCCCGGCCUUUUGGGCACUGGACUGGGUUUCUGCCCUUGCCUUCUUGGUCCCCUGCUUUGAGCUGCUCCUGGCCAGGGACAGGGCUGCCACCAGCCUUGGGACAAGGAGGGUGAUGGGGCAGGCUGGUAUUUUCCCUGUGGAGUGCCUGAGAAUAUGCUGUUUCCAUGCUGUGCAGUGACCAACGUGUAGAUGUGUGAGUGCGUGUGAGUGUCUGGGGAGGGUGGGAGGGUUACUUCAGGGGUCUCAUGGUUGCUCAGUGCUGUGCCCAGCUUCCACUGCUUCCCAUUACCCCAAGCCCCAUUUGCGCUUUCGGUGACAGCCUCCCCUGUGCCCGGCAGAGGUGAAGCAGGGAGAGGGGACAGCCCAGCCGCCCAGCAUUGCCUCCCAUAGCGUCCCCACCACCAGGGGGGUGACUCAGCCUGCGGGGAUGGGGCACAGCCCUCGUGCCAAGUGGGAAACACUGUGAUCUUCAGUGGGCUGCCCCCUCUUCCUCGCCUGCUUGUGCGCUUUCUCAUGCACGCUUGUGACGGGCCCCUGAUGCGCGCCGGUGGUGGGAUGUUUCUUUUGUAAGGCUGACCGUGAACAAUAAACGUGGUGUUUUCUGUCGGA
This is a messenger RNA of Neopsephotus bourkii (Bourke's parrot), 3039 nucleotides long. RefSeq names its product neuronal pentraxin receptor (gene NPTXR). Lineage: Eukaryota; Metazoa; Chordata; Aves; Psittaciformes; Psittacidae. The transcript is spliced from 5 exons. The record is from RefSeq and is a predicted model, not a curated record. Bases 145 to 1596 code for a protein of 483 amino acids.